Molecule: messenger RNA, 1987 nt
Organism: Miniopterus natalensis
Lineage: Eukaryota; Metazoa; Chordata; Mammalia; Chiroptera; Miniopteridae
Source: RefSeq, a predicted model, not a curated record
CCCAGCCAAGAUGGCUGCGGCCGUAGCGCGCCGCUUGUGGCCUUUAGCGGCCUUCCGAGGGCUCCGGCCCCGGGGACAUUGCGUCUGCAACCAGAGCCCAAGAAGUUUCGCAUCCGAGAAACGGGACCGGAACCUCCUGUACGAGCACGCACGCGAGGGCUACAGCGCGCUCCCUCAACUGGACGUGGAGUUGCUGUGUACAUGCCCGGAAGAAACCGCGCGUACCCUGGAGCACCGCAAGGGGGAGCUGCGGCCGGACGACCUCCCGGCGAUCAUCGCGACGUGGCAGGAGCUGAGGCAGCUGCGGGAGCAGAUCAGGAGCCUGGAGGAGGAGAAGGUGGCUGUGGCCGAGUCAGUGCGGGCCCUGAUGGCGAACCGAGACAACAAUCAGGCGCAACAGGACCCCCAGUAUCAGAGUCUGCGGGCACGCGGCCGGGAGAUCCGGAAGCAGCUCACACUCCUGUACCCCAAGGAGGCCCUACUUGAGGAGCAGUUCUACCUGUGGGCACUAAGGCUGCCCAACCAGACCCACCCAGACGUGGUAAGCCCCGUGCUGGGCAUCAGGGAGGUCAGGGGCCUGCCCAGUGCCACCUUCUUGGUGAUCCUCUCUGUCUCCCUGCAGCCCGUCGGGGACGAGAGCCAGGCCCAAGUGCUACAUGUGAUCGGAGACAAACCAGCUUUCUCCUUCCAACCCCGGGGCCACCUGGAAAUCGCCGAGAAACUCGACAUCAUCCGUCAGAAGCGCCUAUCCCACGUGUCUGGCCACCGCUCCUAUUACCUGCGUGGGGCUGGAGCCCUCCUGCAAUACGGCCUAGUCAACUUCACACUAAACAAGCUCAUCCACCGGGGCUUCACCCCCAUGACGGUGCCAGACCUUCUCCGAGGAGCUGUGUUUGAAGGCUGUGGGAUGACACCAAAUGCCAACCCAUCCCAAAUUUACAACAUUGACCCUUCCCGCUUUGAAGACCUCAACCUGGCCGGGACAUCGGAGGUGGGGCUUGCAGGCUACUUCAUGGACCACUCCGUGGCCUUCAAGGACCUGCCAAUCAGGAUGGUUUGUUCCAGUACCUGCUACCGGGCAGAAACAGACACGGGGAAAGAGCCGUGGGGGCUGUAUCGAGUACACCACUUCACCAAGGUGGAGAUGUUUGGGGUGACAGGCCCUGGGCUGGAACAAAGCUCGCAGCUGCUGGAGGAGUUUCUGUCCCUGCAGAUGGAGAUCUUGACAGAGCUGGGCUUGCACUUUCGUGUCCUGGACAUGCCCACCCAGGAACUGGGCCUUCCAGCCUACCGCAAGUUCGACAUUGAGGCCUGGAUGCCAGGCCGGGGCCGCUAUGGUGAGGUCACCAGUGCUUCUAACUGCACAGACUUCCAGAGCCGCCGCCUCCACAUCAUGUUCCAGACAGAGGCUGGGGAACUGCAGUUUGCCCACACGGUGAAUGCCACAGCCUGUGCUGUCCCCCGCCUUCUCAUCGCCCUCCUAGAGAGCAAUCAGCAAAAGGAUGGCUCUGUCCUCGUGCCCCCUGCCCUCCAGCCCUACCUGGGCACUGAUCGGAUCACAGCUCCCACCCACGUGCCUCUCCAGUACAUCGGGCCCAACCAGCGCCAGAAGCCCCGGCUCCCGGGCCAGCCUGCCUUGAGCUGAGGACUCGUCCUCAUCAGCCACCCAGUUUUCACUGCUUCCUGGAGUUUAGGGGACCCUGGACCCCUAGGACAUAUGGCCCUGAGCCUGUCCUGACACCUGUAUUCCUCAUCAGCACCACACCUGGGCCUGUGGACUCCAGGGUCCACCUCUCUUUCCCUGCUGCCUCAGAAUCAGUCACCCUAAUGUCAUUGGGGGGGUCCCAACCUGUACUGGGAAGCAGGACAUCUGGGGACUUGAAGGCUCUAGGGGUGGGGGAAGGAGAGAGGCCUCUAUGCCUCCUUCCUUCUUCCCUCUCCCCCUCAGUGCUUAGCAGAAGGCCCCCAAUAAAUGGUCAGAACAAUG